This is a messenger RNA of Anisakis simplex (herring worm), 525 nucleotides long. The record is from the annotation of a GenBank genome assembly. NCBI's taxonomy places the organism in Eukaryota, Metazoa, Nematoda, Chromadorea, Rhabditida, Anisakidae.
AUGAACGAGUCAGGACUUGAUCCUGGCAUUGAUCACAUGCUUGCCAUGCAAUGCAUCGACAACGUCAAGGAACAUGGCGGAAAAGUGACCUCGUUUGUGAGUUUCUGCGGCGGUCUUCCAGCUCCGGAAUCUUCAGAAAACCCGCUUCGAUACAAAUUCAGUUGGAGUCCGAAGGGUGUUUUCAUGGCACUAAUGAACGGAGCACAAUAUCUGCACAAUGGUGAAGUGGUCAAGAUUGGUGGCAAUUGUGAGGUGCUGGAUAAUCUUUACCCGAUCGGCUUUAUGCCUGGUUUCAACUUCGUCGGAUACCCAAAUCGAGAUUCGACUAAAUAUGCAUCCAUCUAUGGACUGAGUUCAGAAUGCAAAACUCUCCUAAGAGGAACACUCAGAUACAGGGGUUUCGCAGAUACAGUGAAGGCGUUGAAUAAACUCGGAUUGUUGAACGAUGAGCGCAGUGAAACGUUUAACUCAGCGAUCGGACCCGACCUCUCAUGGGUACAAUACAAAUACUGGCAACACUGUUGA